AUGACUUCGGUUCAAUGUGUCAACCCCAGAGUGAGAAGGAUUAGAGACUCUCCACAAACUGUGCUUCAGAAUCUAGCUGAACACAUCACAAAAGAGAUCUCACUGCAGAAACCCUUUAAGGAGGUGAUUGAUGUUAGCGCGGGUGAUACCCACAGAGCUGUCUUAAAACCUGUCUCAUUUCUUCGACAGGUCUUGGCAGUGUGUGUGUACCCUGCGCUGCUAGAAGACAAAAGUUUACCUCUGGAUGUCAAGAUAAGAGCUCAAAAACUCCUGGAGGCCUGUGAUGGAGGAAGUGUGGGUUCAUACACUGCCUCUUCUGGUCUCAGUCACGUCAGGCAAAGCAUCGCUGAGUUCAUCACUAAACGAGACGGAAUUCCUUCAUUUGCCGAAAACAUCUUUAUUUGUGCUGGUUCUCAAAGGGCCAUUAUGAUUGCUGUAAAACUGCUGGCCAGUGGGGAGGGGACGACUCGAACAGGGGUGCUGAUCCCUGCACCCUGCCCACACACGCUCUACCCUCUGCUGGAUGAGGCUGACGUGGUCUUGGUGCCAUACCAGCUGAUGGAGGAGAAAGGUUGGGCUGUAGAGCUGGACAAGUUGCAUCAAGCUUUACAGGCCACUAGGAGGAACUGUGAGCCCAGAGCCAUUUACAUCAGCAACCCAGGAAACCCCACAGGUCAUGUGCAGGACAGGAAGUCAAUAGAGGAAGUGAUUCAGUUCGCAGCAGCUGAGAGACUCAUACUGUUAGUUGACGAGGUGUACCAGGACAGCGUGUAUGGGAAAGACAGAGAGUUUAUUUCCUAUAAGAAAGUCUUGUUUGAGAUGGAUAAAGAGUAUGCAGAAACAGUGGAGCUGGUCUCCUUCCACUCUUUAUCCAGUGCCUGCAUGGGAGAGUGUGGUAUGAGGGCAGGAUACAUGGAGGUAGUUAAUAUGGAUCCAGAGGUGAUGUAUUAUUUUGAUAAUACCUUGUGUGGUGAUAUCAGUACUCCAGUCACAGGACAGCUUGCUCUGGAUCUUAUGGUCAUUCCACCACAACCUGGAGACCCAUCGUAUGACAUGUACAUACAGGAGACUCUCUUCACCCUGGCUACUCUGUCCCAUAAUGCUAAACGGGUCCAGGAGUUCCUAAACAAACUACCAGGGGUGAGCUGUCAGCCAGCAAUGGGAGGGAUCUACCUUUUUCCCCGUCUGCACUUACCAUGUGGGAUUAAGGAGCAGGCCAAGCUGCUGGGGCUGAAAGACGAUGUUCUGUACUGUCAGAAGUUACUGGAAGAGGAGGGUGUAUUAGCAGGCGCAGGUCAGUAUGGUGGAAUAACUGACAGCUGCCAUUUGAGGUUGUGCAUCCUUGUUCCUUCUGACACCCUGGACGAGGUCCUGGCUCGCCUCUCUUCCUUUCACUGCCGUCUUCUGGGUGGCACUGUGACCCCAAGAGAUGCGUAA
This is a messenger RNA of Archocentrus centrarchus (flier cichlid), 1437 nucleotides long. RefSeq names its product alanine aminotransferase 2-like. The transcript has 11 exons. Gene Ontology annotation, biological process: biosynthetic process. Lineage: Eukaryota; Metazoa; Chordata; Actinopteri; Cichliformes; Cichlidae. The coding region runs from base 1 to 1437 and encodes 478 amino acids. The record is from RefSeq and is a predicted model, not a curated record. Gene Ontology annotation, molecular function: transaminase activity; pyridoxal phosphate binding.